AUGACGAAAUUGGCGCGCGACGGGUCGCCGCCGCGGCAGGCCUGUCACCCGCUGGGAGCCGUCGAGCACAUGUCGCUAGCAGAACGGGAUCAAGAACAACUACAACCGUUGCGAUACACGUCAAACAGAUACACGGUAAGAGUAGGUCGGCAAAAAAUGACAUUCGCCGGUCACGGGCUCCGCUCGACCUCCGACCUUUCGAGUCGAGGCAAAAAGCUGGUGGGCGGGCACGCGGUCAUGAUAUGGGAUGACACGGGCUCCGUUUGUGCGGUAUUCGCGAAA
Iphiclides podalirius (scarce swallowtail) is the source of this 282-nucleotide messenger RNA. Lineage: Eukaryota; Metazoa; Arthropoda; Insecta; Lepidoptera; Papilionidae. The record is from the annotation of a GenBank genome assembly.